Messenger RNA from Entrophospora sp. SA101, 2169 nucleotides. NCBI's taxonomy places the organism in Eukaryota, Fungi, Glomeromycota, Glomeromycetes, Entrophosporales, Entrophosporaceae. The record is from the annotation of a GenBank genome assembly.
AUGUUCGAUGAUAGAUUUUUAGAAUCUGCUAGCAAUGGUGCUCAUUUUAUAGAAUUUUGUGCAGUGCAUGUGAUUAUUGGGUAUGGUGUUUAUGGAAGAGCUUUUAGCCCACGAUUACUUUGGAUGUGGCUACAAGUGUUUUUACCCCAAUUAAAUCAUGAUGCUAUCACAAAUGAUGAUCAGUUUAAUAAUAAUGUGGUCAAUUUACGCCAAUUCUCCAAUAGUUGCAUUAGGAAAGAUGAAGCAACCGUUAAUUCAAUAAAGGUGAAAGCAAAUACUGAUCCAAAUGUUUCUACGAAAGAAACAUAUGAAAGCAUAAAAGAAAAAAUAAUUAAAGAUAUAAUGUUGGAUAAUGAUGCUAUAAAAUUAAUGACAAGUGAAAAAAAUCCAGAGUUAAAAAAUGCCGAAGCUUGGAAUCAAUUGAUAAUUGAAUAUGAAAAAACUUUUAAUACUUCCAACUCAAGAAGCAUAUACAGCAAUUUUAAAAAGUCUAUCAUUAUUUCACUUUUCAUCAACAACAAAAUUUCUCAACGUGUAAAAAAAUUUAAUUUCGCACUGGAAACUUAUGAUAAUUUUAUUAGGAGUGGCAAGUUGAAACCAAAUGCUGAUACUUGCUUGCAAAUCUUGAAAACAUGUUCAGCAAAUUGUACAAGGCAACCAAAGAAAGCUUAUGAAAUGGCAACAGAUGUUUGGAACAAGUUUGUUAAAAAUGAUCAGCAGCAGGGCAAGGAAAAUGCUAAUAAUUCAAUGAUGGUUGAUAAUGAAUUGAUUAAUCAUUUAAUUACUGUUUUUAAAUUUACUGAUCACACACAAGAAGCUUUUGAUAUUGUUGAUGAGUUUUAUGGAAUUGGUAAAUCUGCCAUAAUAAAUUCUUCAGAAUCAACAAAGGAUGAUUCAUUGAAAUUACCAAUUACAAAUGAUAUAAUGUAUAGUAUUUUUAGUUUAUGUUUUAAAACAAAACAAUUAGGUUUAGGAAUAAAAUAUUAUAACCAAAUUAUGACAAAAUAUCCAGAUUUUUCACUUGACAUCAACAAUUAUAAUAGUUUAAUUUCACUUUAUAAUUUAAAUUAUCAGUUUAACCAAACUCUUGGAACAUACCAUGAUCAAUUUAAAAAAUUUAAUCUUAUUCAAAACAAUAACACAUUUGAAUCAUUGAUUUUUGCAUGUCAAAAUCUUCGAGAUCUGAACACAGCAAAAGAAAUUCUUGAGAAUGCUGUUGAGAAUCAAAUGAUUUUGAAAUCAACUAGCCUAACAAAAAUAUUGAGACUGGUGUUGGAACAAGCUAGAACUACAGACAAUUAUGAUGAUGUUUGUUGGCUAUUGGAAAAAGUGGAUAAAACAGGAGACAUUGAUUUUAAUAAAGAAAAGAAGGGAAUUAUUUUGAUUAAUGAUAUGAAUGAUAAACAACUUCUACAUGGUCUUUCAUCAGCUUAUGAAAUUGCAUUGCAGGAAGUUAAAGACUUAUCCAAGGAGAAAAGAGCUCAAUGGGCAGAAGAUAAAAAGUUCUUUGAUCAUAAGGCUGACAGGUUGAAUGAAUCCAUAUCAAAAUCUUUUUCACGACAACAAAAUAAUAUCUAUAUAGAUAAUUUGAGGAUAAAAAAAACAUACCAAGGAAGACAGAACACUCAAAAUGAUAAGAGCUGGUAUGAUGAUCCUGAUGAAAAUAUAUCAAAACAAUUUCCAAAUUUAAAUCAUAGAUAUAACAGAUAUUAUUCUCCAAAAUCAUCAUCAUAUAUGGGAAAUAGUGCACCAAUUUAUUAUAAUCUGGAUGAAGGUUUUAGUCAUCCACCACCACAAUAUCAAAAAUCAUACUAUAGUGAAGGAUAUUAUUCUGCACCAAUGUAUUAUAAUCCCAAUGAAAGUUUCAGUCAUUCAUCACCACAAUAUCAAAAACCAUAUUAUGGUGAAGGAUUUUAUUCUUCAAGAUCAUCAUCAUCAUAUAUGAGAAUGCAUUAUAAUACACAUGAAGGUUUUAGACAUCCACCACCACCUUCUUCACCUUCUGAAUUGUCAUCAUCUCCAAUAUCUGAUUAUCCACCAUCAAGAAUACCUAGACAACCAUAUGGUAGCUUUAGGAGAAAGUAUAAUAGAAGACCAAGUGGAUAUUAUAGACCACCACGUAUUAAUAGAAACUCUGAAUAUCAUGGACCAACUCAUAAUAAUAAUUGA